AUGGAGGCGAGAAAAUAUUGGGUGGGACUGUCUCGAAGAGAUGUCCUGGUCAUCAUGGCUGCUGCUGGUGGCAAAAGCCUCUGCUACCAGUUUCCUGCCAUUCUUCAGGAAGGAGUUGCCCUCGUUGUCAGUCCUCUGCUUUCUUUGAUUCAGGAUCAGGUGAUGGGUCUGGCUGCAUUGGGCAUUCCGGCACAUAUGUUGACAUCAGCGAAUGGCAAGGACAAUGAAAAGUUUAUACACAAGGCGCUUGAAAAGGGUGAAGGAGAGCUGAAGAUACUAUAUGUUACUCCAGAAAAGAUAUCCAAGGGCAAGAGGUUCAUGUCAAAGCUGGAGAAAUGCCACCGUGCGGGGCAUCUUUCUUUGAUAGCAAUUGAUGAGGCACACAGCUGUAGUCAGUGGGGUCACGACUUUCAGCCCGACCCCAAAAGCCUUCUUGAAGACUCAGUUUCCCAACGUUCCUUUGUUGCUUUGACUGCAACUGCUACUCGGAAAGUACAAAAUGAUCUGAUGGAAAUGCUGCAGAUCCCCAAGUGUGUUAAGUUUGUCAGCACUGUUAACAGGCCAAAUCUCUUUUAUAUGGUACGAGAGAAGUCAUCUGUUGCUAAACUGGUUAUUGACGAAAUUGCCGAAUUUAUACGGGAAUCUUAUCCCAAUAAUGAAUCCGGGAUAGUUUAUUGCUUCUCUAGGAAGGAAUGCGAACAGGUUGGAAAGGAGUUACGCGAUAGAGGAAUUUCACCAGAUUAUUAUCAUGCAGAUAUGGAUGUAAAUGCUUGCGAGAAAGUUCAUUUGAGGUAAACACGGCUUUUGCAUGCUCACUUUGGAUGUCAAUAAGUUCCACGACUCUCUCUCUCUCUCUCUCUCUCUGGCUGUUCACUUGCAAGAUUCUGGUGCAAUUCUACCUAAAUCUGACUAAAAC
Molecule: messenger RNA, 916 nt
Organism: Syzygium oleosum
Lineage: Eukaryota; Viridiplantae; Streptophyta; Magnoliopsida; Myrtales; Myrtaceae
Product: ATP-dependent DNA helicase Q-like 2
Exons: 7
Coding region: 1-795 (264 amino acids)
Biological process (GO): double-strand break repair via homologous recombination
Cellular component (GO): chromosome; mediator complex; cytoplasm
Molecular function (GO): 3'-5' DNA helicase activity; four-way junction helicase activity; ATP binding
Source: RefSeq, a predicted model, not a curated record